Molecule: messenger RNA, 628 nt
Organism: Vicia villosa (hairy vetch)
Lineage: Eukaryota; Viridiplantae; Streptophyta; Magnoliopsida; Fabales; Fabaceae
Exons: 2
Coding region: 49-510 (153 amino acids)
Source: RefSeq, a predicted model, not a curated record
CAAGAAACCACAUAAAGACGUUAAGCUUUUAGAAGAAGAAAAAUAAUCAUGUCUCCACCCUUCUCUACACAACCAGAACCAACUAUUUACUAUGGAUUGUCUACAAAAUAUCAAGAUCAAUAUGAAUACCUUCAAAAUAUGAAGAAGUAUAAUCUAGAGAAGCAAUGCCCGAAACUCAAGGCCAAUGAUCUCUUAAAUUUUCAUAUCAAUGUUCUUUCCCGUUCUGAUGAUUCUAAUUCGGUUACGCACCUUAACACAUUACUCCACAAUUAUCAAGAAGUGAGUAGCAAAAGAUUCUCACAAGAAGGUGAAGAUUGGAUUCAAUCUAUCUUGUUUCAUCUGGAAAUUUCAUCUAAAUCAGUUGAGGGACUAGCAAAGAGAAUUGUGCAUGAAGUUCAUGAAUUGUUCGAUUUCAAUCAAGUGAUUGAUUCUGAUCUUGCUAAUGGAGUUGGAGAUUGUGUUUCUCAUCGAUUCACUUUGCAUUUAAGAAUUGUCAUUGAAAAUAAUUAGAUAUAUAGAAGAUAUUAUUUGCGGAUUAAAAUAUAAUAUUAUCUACUUUAUGUUGUUUAUUUUCUUAAAUGCAAAAUUUUAGUUAAUAUUAAUAUCUUGGACCUUAUGAUUCUCAUUG